Aureobasidium namibiae CBS 147.97 is the source of this 861-nucleotide messenger RNA. RefSeq lists its product as uncharacterized. The transcript is spliced from 2 exons. NCBI's taxonomy places the organism in Eukaryota, Fungi, Ascomycota, Dothideomycetes, Dothideales, Saccotheciaceae. The annotation marks the transcript as partial. The record is from RefSeq and is a predicted model, not a curated record.
AUCCUGGAGGAUGCCUUGGUAUUGAGAUCGACAGAAGUUCAGCUGAACGGUGAGGGCAGCACGACCAUUCUGCUGCGAAAGGUGUCCCCUUCGGGUUCUCAUAAAGAGAUAUUUGCCCCAAGAUCACAUCUGUCAAACAUUUUCUGUUCAGUAGAGAAUAUCCUCGGCCAUACAAUCAUGAAAGCCUUCCACACCGCAAUCGUCUCCACGUUGCUUGUGGCCAUGUCGUAUGUGGUUCAGUCCCAAGAUUGCGACCUCGUCGACCAACAAGCUUGUUGCUAUGUCGAAAGCAGCAGCGGCAGCGACACUUCAUACUGCUGCAACGGCUCCAUCGUAGGCAACUCAGACAGCACCGGAGCAUCAGCCCUCAACGACCUCAUCUGCUGUCAAGACGACGGUCGUACAGGCAUCAGCGUCGGCUUCGACAUCACCACCUGCCGAGCUGGAUCUGCCACACCACUCACCGCCAAAGGGACCGCGGCCAGCACUGUUGCAGAUGUCAUCAAGAGUAUUAGCGCUUCGAGGAGUGCUAGUAGAGAGUCACUAUUUAGCUCGGCGUCUGCCUCCAGAGCAAGUGCUGCCGCGGCUUCGGGAUCAGCUUCAGUCACAAGCACCACUGCGGCAUCGAGCACAUCGGGUGGAUUGAGUACGUCGACAGGAUCCUCUUCUGGCAGUGCAUCGACCUCUUUGUCUGGUUCUUCUUCCCCAGCGAGCGCUGCUGGAACGACUUCCUCUUCUUCCGGAUCCGCAGCAGCUGCGACUACGUCAGCUGCAAGCACUGGUGGUGUUGCUAUGAUGGAAUUGGAUGCUUGGAGUGCUGCAAUGGCUGGUGGACUUGCUCUCGCAGCAGCUGUACUGUAG